AGUCUUGUACCAUGUGACCUCUGUGAUCAUUCACAGAUUUCACACGUAGUAAGCAAUGAUGUCACAAGUGACAUCUUGCUUACUACUUUGCAUGUGAUCACUGAUUGGCCAAUCAGUGAUCACAUGAUCGGGACCUCGUACAGAGGUCCCGUCCAACGAUCGGUGUUUCACUGUGUCUGGAGGACACAGCGGGCACCGGAUCGCGGUGCUGUGCGCUCCCAGGGAGCGCGCACAAGCAGGGGGGCAGGGAGGCCGUUUAUAAAUGGCUACUCGACCCUGCACUGCCAC
Messenger RNA from Staurois parvus, 288 nucleotides. NCBI's taxonomy places the organism in Eukaryota, Metazoa, Chordata, Amphibia, Anura, Ranidae. The record is from the annotation of a GenBank genome assembly.